GUGUGGCCCCAUUGGUCGGUGGCGGCGGAUGAGGCGGCCCUAUUGGUUGCGGCGCCGGGCGCCACCAUGUUGGAGAGCUCGCGGGGCUGUUGGCACUGGCAGCGCCGGCCGGGGAUGGCGCGCGGGCGCCGGCGGGGGUGCCAGAGUAUACACCCCUUUGGUUUUGUGCUGUGCCUGCUGUUUGUUUUUGAUUUUGGAAAGUGGUGCUGGACUGGCUUAGAGGUGGUUGGCUGUUGCAGGGCCCCAAGUCUUAAGAAUAUAAAUGGAUUCCAUUUCCUCAACAAAUAGCAGAGUGCUGACUAUGAGGUACUAGAAGAUACUUCAGUGAUGAUAGACCCACAAGAGUGAAAAUUAUGAAUGAAAUGCAUUAACAUUCCCCUCCUGACCCUGAUCUCUAAUAGACUUCCUGUAGCCCUUGGAAGAGAGGGUCAGGAGAGAAGGGUUGAAGGUCACCAUGAAGCUAAAGCAGCGAGUGGUACUGCUGGCCAUCCUCCUUGUCAUCUUCAUUUUCACAAAAGUUUUCCUCAUUGACAACUUGGACACUUCAGCUGCCAACCGGGAGGACCAGCGGGCCUUUCACCGCAUGAUGGCAAGCUUGCGUGUGGAGCUAGACCCCCGACUUGAUCAUACGCUGCAGUCCCCCUGGGAGAUUGCCGCCCAGUGGGUGGUACCACGGGAAGUGUAUCCUGAGGAGACGCCGGAGCUAGGGGCUGUUAUGCAUGCCAUGGCUACCAAGAAAAUUAUAAAAGCUGAUGUGGGCUACAAAGGGACCCAGCUGAAAGCUUUGCUGAUACUUGAAGGGGGACAGAAAGUGGUCUUCAAACCUAAGAGAUAUGCCAGAGACUAUGUAGUAGAAGGAGAGCCAUAUGCUGGAUAUGACAGACACAAUGCGGAGGUGGCAGCCUUUCACUUGGACAGAAUUCUGGGUUUCCGGCGAGCUCCACUGGUUAUUGGCAGGUUUGUGAAUCUGCGUACAGAGAUCAAACCCGUUGCAACAGAGCAGCUGCUGAGUACCUUCCUGAUGCUGGGUAAUAGUACCUGUUUCUAUGGGAAGUGCUACUAUUGUCGAGAAACAGAACCAGCUUGUGCUGAUGGAGAUACCAUGGAGGGGUCAGUCACGCUAUGGCUUCCGGAUGUCUGGCCUCUUCAGAAGCACCGGCAUCCUUGGGGAAGGACUUACCGUGAAGGCAAAUUGGCCAGGUGGGAGUAUGACGAGAGCUACUGUGAUGCUGUGAAGAAGACCUCACCUUAUGACUCAGGCCCCCGCCUCCUUGAUAUCAUUGACACCGCCAUCUUUGAUUAUUUGAUUGGGAAUGCUGACCGACAUCACUAUGAAAGCUUCCAGGAUGAUGAAGGAGCCAGUAUGCUCAUCCUCCUGGACAAUGCCAAAAGUUUUGGAAACCCCUCCCUGGAUGAGAGAAGCAUCCUAGCUCCUCUUUAUCAGUGCUGCAUUCUGUGUCCUCUACUUCAAGUUCCUCCAAACACAGUCCUAGAGGAGAGGUUUCCAGAGGCAAUUCCCCUUCCAUCCUUGCAGAAGAUUGAACAGCUCCCUGCUCUUCUGGUCUUCAUUCUCACUGAGCCCAGCAUCCGGGUUUCCACCUGGAACAGACUGAACUACCUGAAGAAUGGAGUGCUGAAGUCUGCCUUAAAGACUGCCAUGUCUCAUGACCCCAUCGCACCAGUGCUCUCCGACCCUCACUUGGAUGCCAUGGACCAGCGGCUCCUGAGCAUCCUGGCUACAGUGAAACAGUGCACAGACCAGUUUGGUCCAGACAUUGUGCUGGUGGAAGACAGGAUGACACUCUCUCAUUUGUAACUUUCAUGGAAAACAGAUGAAACUCCCUUUU
Messenger RNA from Mauremys reevesii (Reeves's turtle), 1847 nucleotides. It is a transcript of the gene FAM20B, whose product is annotated as FAM20B glycosaminoglycan xylosylkinase. NCBI's taxonomy places the organism in Eukaryota, Metazoa, Chordata, Testudines, Geoemydidae. Gene Ontology annotation, cellular component: Golgi apparatus. Gene Ontology annotation, molecular function: phosphotransferase activity, alcohol group as acceptor. The transcript has 10 exons. Gene Ontology annotation, biological process: protein phosphorylation. Bases 455 to 1816 code for a protein of 453 amino acids. The record is from RefSeq and is a predicted model, not a curated record.